Dama dama (fallow deer) is the source of this 4043-nucleotide messenger RNA. It is a transcript of the gene CDH26, whose product is annotated as cadherin 26. Gene Ontology annotation, molecular function: cadherin binding; calcium ion binding. The record is from RefSeq and is a predicted model, not a curated record. Gene Ontology annotation, biological process: cell-cell junction assembly; multicellular organism development; calcium-dependent cell-cell adhesion. The transcript is spliced from 17 exons. NCBI's taxonomy places the organism in Eukaryota, Metazoa, Chordata, Mammalia, Artiodactyla, Cervidae. The coding region runs from base 122 to 2554 and encodes 810 amino acids. Gene Ontology annotation, cellular component: adherens junction; catenin complex; plasma membrane.
GUCUGUGACAAGGUGCCCAGAGGGUGACUGGAGAAGAGAGCCUGCUGGGAAGGACGCGCUGCGGUGAGCCCACGGCGGGGAGGACUCGCCACCGCCCGCAGGCGGUGGGUGCGCAGGCGGCAUGCGCUCCAGGGUUCACCCCGCGCUGCCGCUGCUUCUCGCGCUCCUGAUGCCGGUCAGCACUGUCAACAGCACCCGACAAGAAAACGAUCUUACUAGUCAAACAAAGGGAGACAGCCAGCUUCUACAGCGAUCCAAGAGAAGUUGGAUUAUUACCACCUUGGAGCUGGAGGAGGAAGACCCGGGACCCUUCCCCAAAUUUGUGGGUGAGCUGUUCAAUAAUAUGUCCGCUAACAUGGAAAUAAUAUAUUUAAUCAGAGGACCUGGUGUGGAUGAAUAUCCAGAGAUUGGUUUGUUUUCUAUAGAGGAUAAUGUGAAUGGGAAAAUAUAUGUUCACCGCUCUGUUGAUAGAGAGAAAACACCGUCUUUUAAGGUUUAUUGUGAUGUUGCCCAUCGCUUAACAGGGCACAUCGUGGAUAGAUCCUUGAUUAUCAACAUCAGGGUCAGUGAUGUGAAUGAUCACGCUCCCGAGUUCCCUGAGAAGGAAUUUAACAUCAGUGUGAAGGAGGACCACGCCGCAGGUCAACCUGUUUUUCAGAUGUUAGCACUGGAUCUGGAUCAAGAAAAUACUCCAAACUCUCAAGUGCUUUACUUCCUUGUUUCUCAAACACCGGUACUGAGAGAGAGUGGUUUCCGGAUUGACCGUGUUAGUGGAGAAAUACGACUGUCAGGAUGCUUAGAUUAUGAGACGGCGCCUCAGUUUACAUUAGUCAUUGGAGCGAGGGAUUGUGGCAACCCGCCGCUGUCGUCCACAGCCACGGUUCAUGUGCGUGUGCAAGACAGCAACAACCACAUGCCCAGGUUCACCCAGGACCACUAUAACAUUCAGAUUUCGGAAGGCCGGGCCAGCCAGGGUGUGUUACGUCUCGGGGUUCAAGAUGGUGAUUCACCAUUUACAGCCGCGUGGAGAGUGAAGUUCGACAUAACGAAUGGCAACGAAGAGGGACAUUUUGACAUUUCGACGGAUCCUGAGACCAAUGAAGGGAUUUUAAGUGUUAUCAAGCCUUUGGACCAUGAGACUCAGCCAGCGUGGAGCCUGGUCGUGGCCGUGGAGAACGAAGAACCGCUCUUCUCCUGUGAAGGGGGGCAGCUGCAGAGGCCCCGGCAGGCCUCAGCCAGCGCCAUCGUGAGUGUACGGGUGACCAAUGCCAACGACCCACCCACCUUCCACCCGGGGACCUUCAUCGUCAGUGAGGUCGAUGGUGCAGGGCCGGGGACUCGGCUGGGAAUGUUCAAUGCUACAGAUCCAGAUAGAACCGCUGGAAAGAUAAGAUACAAACUGGCUUAUGAUCCCGCAAACUGGGUCAGCAUAGACGAGAGCUCUGGGGUGGUCAUCACUGUGAAGCCGGUUGACCGUGAAUCUCCUCAUGUCAAUGACAGCAUUUACGUAAUCAUCGCUCAUGCUAUUGAUGAUGGUGUCCCUCCACAGACGGGCACGGGGACCAUGCUGCUCUUCCUGUCAGACGUCAACGACAAUGCUCCCGUGCUCCGCCCGAGCUCUCAGCACCUGGAGGUCUGUCAGUCUGCCGGAGACAAGGCCCUCCUCAUCGAGGCGGAGGACAGUGACCUGGAGCCCUACUCCGACCCCUUCACCUUCAAACUGGACAGCACGCGGGGAGAUACAGGAGACAUGUGGAGACUAGGGGAAAACAGGGGUUAUUCAGUGGAACUUCUAAUGCAGAGAAGCCUUCCACUUGGUGACUACUCUGUGCCGCUUCUCAUCGGAGACAAACAGGGACUUUCCCAGAAGCAGACUGUCCACGUGAGGGUCUGCUCCUGUCCCGAUGGAUUCACCUGUGCAGAGCCCCUCGUCGGGAGAGCUGGGGUCCUGCAGGGGGCUCUGGCCCCUCUCGGUGUAGCGUUCAUGGCUCUAGCAGCUGCUCUGCUCCUCCUGCUGCGAUGCCGCCUUGUGUCCAGAGCCGAGAGGCAGGGUCACCUUGUGCCAUGGGAUGAGGGGAUCCAGACCCUGAUCACGUGGAACGAGGAGAGCAGAGCCGAUCCUCUACAGGGAAGGUCAUACCUCAGGGAUCACAUGCCAGCCCCGUCCAUCAGCCCAGCAGAGGUGGGCGCCAAGCUGGGAGCUAAGAGUCAUGGCGUGUUUUUUGAGUCAAGUGUGAGAAACAAAUACUCUACUCCUGUUUUCCUCGAUACCACAGUGCCCAGAGGACCCCUGGAAAUGAGAGCAGGAGUGAUAAUGGAGGUGCUGAGUCAGCUCUGUGGCACCCACGACCCCGAGGGUAAUCCUGGCUACCCACCUCACAUCUACGCAGAGGAGGGCGAGUGUGAGCAAGCAGACAGCCUCAGUUCUCUCACCUGCUCUGAACAUGACCUACCGCCUGACUUGCUGGACUCUUUGGGGCCAAAGGCUGCUCCACUAGAAGAAAUAUAUUCUGAAUCAGCUUUUCGUUCCCCCCAAAAUGCAUAUUUUGGUUGAUUGGAAUAAUUCACUAGGGGAAAAUCACUAUUCUAGAAUGCUUUUUUUUUUCUUUUGUUUUUAAAAAAUUACCUUCUAGUUCUAACAGAAAUGAGGGUAAAUUGAGUCUGGAUUAAAUGAUUGGACAUUCUGGGACACCUUGAACUAAAACAAAACAGCAGGUCAUACUUUUUAAAAAAAUUUGUCAGGCAUAUUUUCUAGAGAAACUUGAAUUUAAUUGUGUAACUCCUUGCUUCCAUGAGCAGCCCAACUCUGAGAAUAAAUGAAAUAUAAUCUACAGAUUACCCCAAUUAUUUGGGAACAACAGGUAAUACUGGGAAAACAGAUUUUUCAGUGCUUACUUAAAUUUCUUUAUUAUGGUUCUGCUUCAGUUUAAGUGAAAAACAAUAGGGUAAUAUUUUGUAGAAUAUUUGCAAUUAGUAUUUUUAGUGAUUUUUAAAAACAUAUUAAUCCCAUUGCACUUUUUGAGUAGAUAAAUAGAUAAAAUUUAUUACUAUAAGAGAAAUAAUUAAAACUUAAAACUUUAUGAGUGGUAAAUAUUAAAAAAAAAACUUACAUAAUUUAACUUGUAUAUACUAUGUAAUUAAAAUAACUUAAGAGCCUUUGAGUGACUAAAUUCUGAUUAAAUUCUAUUUUUAUACAAUACCACAAAAUUUAAUUGAUUUUUACACAUCCACUUACCACUAGUGUAAACUGUGGGGGAGGUGAUAGUGUCCUUUAUCUAAAAAAAAGAAAUGUAAAUAGUAGGACAUGUGCCCUAUAUAUACUCAGUUUUCUUGGCUGUGUAACAGAUAAGAAGCUGGUUAAGCAAAAUUUUAAAAGAUACCAAGACACUUUAAUGUAUAUAUUAGAUAUCUAAAAGCCUAUGGCAAAUUCUAAAAAAUUUAUAUAAUUAAUGAGCAUAGUCUUUUGUGCACACCCUCCUGAAUUCGAGUCCAACUCUUCAUGAUCCUAUGAACUGUAACCCACCAGGCUCCUCUGUCCAUGGGAUUUCCCAGGCAAGAAUACUGGCGUGGGUUUCCAUGACUUCUUCCAGGGGAUCUUCCUGACCCAGAGAUCAAACCUGUGUCUCGUACAUCUCCAGCACUGGCUGGCAAGUUCUUUAUCACUAAUGCCACCUGGGAAGCCCCAAGUUUUAGCUGAUGUAGAGUUAAAACUUUUCUUUCUAAAGAAGCUGUGGAAAUACUAAAAGAGAUCACAAGAAUUAGUACAUAGUUAUUUCAUGUGUCACCCAGUGCUUUGGGUAACUGAAAAAGAAGAAAACCAUCUCCAAAGGAUUGGAAAGUCUAAAACUGACUCACAGUUGUGUAGAACAGCUGUGCUAAUUCUGGAAUGAUUCUGAGGAGUCUACAAUGUUUUCUGGGGAAUUCAGGAUAAUAGUCCUAUCUUAGAACAGUAUACUUCUUGACUCUGAAUGGCUGGUUAGCGUCAGUAGGAAGUCAUUGGACCUUCCUGGAUCUGAGGCAAGGGACAGAAAACUAUGGCCAUG